Messenger RNA from Adineta ricciae, 852 nucleotides. The record is from the annotation of a GenBank genome assembly. NCBI's taxonomy places the organism in Eukaryota, Metazoa, Rotifera, Eurotatoria, Adinetida, Adinetidae.
AUGUAUAAAAAAUCAAUAACUCGCAUUGAAAAAGAAAACGAAAGUAGUCAAGCUGAACUAAGUAAUCCAGCUUUGCAAGAUAUAAUAGCAACAAAUCAUGUCAUGUUAGCCAAGAAAUCACACAACGAACGAUUCUCCCGGGCAUGUAAAGCAGUGAUAAUUAUGAUUAUUCUCGGACUUAUUGCUGUUGGUAUUAUUGUAUUAACAGUAGUUCUCGCACAUUCGCGUAAUAGUCUCAUGGCAAUCGCUGUAAGAUCUUCCGAAGCGAAUUUGUCGCAAUUAUCAAAUCAUACUCGAUUGCUCUUCAUACCUCAAGAAAAUCUCAUCACAAUAAGCAAUGAACUACGAGAAAAUGAAACUUGGCAAAAGGCUAUUGUCAGUUUGACAAGUGAUAAUUUACCUGUGUUAACAACUACAAACGUUCAUCUAUCAUCAACGAUGAUGAGUACAGAACAGCAAAACGAAGAUACCUCAACGAUAAGAUUUUCUCCAUUAACAAAUCGAAUUUUUAAUGAACAAACAACUGACACACCUACUCAUCUUCCUACAAUAAUGAUAUCAACACAGAAGAACGAAGAAGUCUUGCUAACAACAUUGGAAAGUCAAGAACAUCUUCAAACAACUUCUAUUAAUCCCGAGACAAGUAUAGCUGAUAGUACUUCAAUUUCAAUUACAGAUUCAAUAACGUCAUCGGUACCCGAACAAACGUCGUUUACGACUUUCCUAACACGUCAUUUUAAUAUUGAAUCAUCAACAAUGACAACGAAGAAAGUGAUUCGAAGCACUGGACUGAUGGAUAAACUCAAAGCAAAAAUCGAUGAUGAUCUUAUGAAUGAACUUCUAUUUUCAUAG